UUAAAAUAUUCAAAAUGGCGGACGGAGGAGCAGCGAGUCAAGAUGAGAGUUCAGCCGCGGCGGCAGCAGCAGCAGAUUCAAGAAUGAACAAUCCGUCAGAAACCAAUAAAUCAUCUAUGGAGAGUGGAGAUGGCAGCACUGGCACUCAGACAAAUGGCCUGGACUUCCAGAAACAGCCUGUUCCUGUUGGAGGAGCAAUCUCAACAGCCCAGGCCCAGGCUUUCCUUGGACAUCUUCACCAGGUUCAGCUUGCUGGGACAAGUUUACAGGCCGCUGCUCAAUCUUUAAACGUUCAGUCUAAAUCUAGUGAAGAAUCGGGGGAUUCCCAGCAGCCAAGCCAGCCCUCCCAGCAGCCUUCAGUGCAGUCAGCCAUUCCUCAGACCCAGCUAAUGCUGGCUGGGGGACAGAUAACUGGGCUGACUUUGACACCAGCCCAGCAGCAGUUAUUACUGCAGCAGGCCCAGGCCCAGGCCCAGCUCCUGGCUGCUGCAGUCCAGCAGCACUCCGCCAGCCAACAGCACAGUGCUGCUGGGGCCACCAUCUCAGCCUCUGCUGCCACACCCAUGACGCAGAUUCCCCUGUCCCAACCCAUACAGAUUGCACAGGAUCUUCAACAAUUGCAACAGCUUCAACAGCAAAAUCUCAACUUGCAGCAGUUUGUGUUGGUGCAUUCCAACCACCAACUUGCAACCAAGCACAGUUUAUCAUCUCACGACCCCCCAGGGCAGCAGGGUCUCCUGCAAGCGCAGAAUCUUUUAACGCAACUACCUCAACAAAGCCAAGCCAACCUCCUACAGCCACAGCCAAGCAUCACCCUCACCUCUCAGCCAGCCACCCCAACUCGCACAAUAGCUGCAACCCCAAUUCAGACACUUCCACAGAGCCAGACAACACCAAAGCGAAUUGAUACUCCCAGCUUGGAGGAGCCCAGUGACCUUGAGGAGCUUGAGCAGUUUGCCAAGACCUUCAAACAAAGACGAAUCAAACUUGGAUUCACUCAGGGUGAUGUUGGGCUCGCUAUGGGGAAAUUAUGGAAUGACUUCAGCCAAACCACCAUCUCUCGCUUUGGCCUGAACCUCAGCUUUAAGAACAUGUGCAAGUUAAAGCCACUUUUAGAGAAGUGGCUAAAUGAUGCAGAGAACCUCUCAUCUGAUUCUACAGCAUCUAGCCCAAGUGCCCUGAAUUCUCCAGGGUUGGGGGCUGAGGGCUUGAAUCGUAGGAGGAAAAAACGCACCAGCAUAGAGACCAACAUCCGUGUGGCCUUAGAGAAGAGUUUCAUGGAGAAUCAAAAGCCUACCUCGGAAGAUAUCACCUUGAUUGCUGAACAGCUCAACAUGGAAAAGGAGGUGAUUCGCGUUUGGUUUCUGUAACCGCCGCCAGAAGGAAAAAGAAUCAAUCCACCAAGCAGUGGUGGGACCAGCAGCUCACCUAUCAAAGAUUUCCCCAGCCCAACCUCACUGGUGGCAACCACUCCAAGCCUUGUGACAAACAGUACAGCAACUACCCUCACAGUCAACCCUGUCCUUCCCUUAACCAGCGCUGCAGUGACUAAUCUCUCUCUUACAGGCACUACAGACACCACAUCCAACAACACGGCCACCGUGAUUUCUACAGCACCCCCUGCUUCCUCAGCAGUCACAUCUCCCUCCUUGAGUCCCUCCCCUUCUGCCUCAGCCUCCACCUCUGAGGCCUCUAGUGCCAGUGAGACCAGCACAACACAGACCACCUCCACGCCUCUUCCCUCUCCUCUCGGGGCCAGCCAGGUGAUGGUGACAGCAUCUGGCUUGCAAACAGCAGCUGCUGCUGCUCUCCAAGGAGCUGCACAGUUGCCAGCAAAUGCCAGUCUUGCUGCCAUGGCUGCUGCUGCAGGACUCAACCCAGGCCUGAUGGCACCCUCACAGUUUGCUGCUGGAGGUGCCUUACUCAGUCUCAAUCCGGGAACUCUGGGUGGGGCUCUGAGCCCAGCCCUGAUGAGCAACAGUACACUGGCUACUAUUCAAGCUCUUGCUUCUAGUGGUUCUCUUCCAAUAACGUCACUGGAUGCAACUGGGAACCUGGUAUUUGCCAAUGCAGGAGGAGCCCCCAACAUCGUGACUGCCCCUCUGUUCCUGAACCCUCAGAACCUCUCUCUGCUCACCAGCAACCCAGUAAGCUUGGUUUCUGCAGCUGCAGCCUCCACAGGGAACUCUGCGCCUACAGCCAGCCUUCAUGCCUCUUCCACCUCUGCUGAAUCCAUCCAGAACUCUCUAUUCACAGUAGCCUCUGCCAGUGGGGCUGCUUCCACCACCACCACUGCCUCCAAGGCACAGUGAGCUGGGUGCAGAGCUGGGCUGCCACAGACCUUCUGUACUGCAGCAUGAUGGGCUGCCAGCUGUUCAAGAAAGAGACAGGUGUGAUUGGCUUCCUCCCACCAUGUUGUGAAGAUGAGGGAGACAUGGAGAAAAGAAAAAAAUAAUACACUUACCAGAAAAAAAAAAGAAUGGAGACAGAACAACAUUUGCCUAAUUUUAUAAAAAAAGAAAAAGAAAAAAACAAUGUCUUUUCAGGAUUGCUUCAUGGAUUAGAGAACUUUCUAACCAAAAAUUUAAAAGAAAAAAAAAAAAAAAAAACAGAAACAAAAAAUCCAAAACAGACAAAUAAAUGAAAGGACUACUUCCCAUUUCCAGCAGUCAUGAUGACAGGCGAAGGUGGGUGACCAGUUCCAGUAGAGGAAGGGGUGUCUUGUGUUUUCUCUUUUUUUUUUUUUUCCAAAAAUCAUUUUUAUAGGUCUGUUGUGCAGGCCAUUAAGUCAUAACAAGGUGUUUAUAAUCGUAUCAAUUGUGUUGGGGGUUCCUUUCUUAACUGGUACAAUUUAGGCAGGCCUGUAUUACUGUAUCUCUGUUAUUGUUUUUUUAUAUAUAUAUAUAUAUAUUGGACAUGUUUAUCUCUUGCUCCUGGAUCCUAUUUCAGUGAGCUCCCACACUGUGGGGAGGGGGGUUUUGGGGUUAAGGGAGAAAUGCAUUCUUAACUUCCAGGAAUGUUCUUGCUGGUUUCCUUAUCCUUGAUGACUCUUACAGAGGUGCUAGAAAACGAUUUUCUUUUGCCACUUAUGCAAGAGGCUUGGUGCAGAAGCUGAAGGCAGUGUGUGCACACUCCUGCUCCACACACGCUCCUCCCCAUCAGGUGGUGCCUUUGGAGCACUCUUGUGUAGGAAGAAUUCCUGCUGAACUGUAGCUCUCACUCACCCCUAAUCAUUGAGCAACCCCGAGGACCGAACCCUGUGGUGCAACAGUGCUGCUUUCUGCUACUUUCAAUGGGCACAGCUGUGCCUGUUGCAGGGCAGGUUUUGGUUCCGGAGAGCAAAGACUACUGCAGACACCUGACUUGGUGGUUCUCCUGAUUGCUAUCUCUCUCUCUCUCUCUUUUUUUUUUAAUGCUCCUACUGUUGAUGUUUGUUUGUUUGCUUGUUUGUUUUCAUUUUAUGGAAAUUUUCCAUCCAAACUUCCUUUGACUUACUUGGUCAAGAUCAAAUUGAUUUACUGAAACUGAGAAACAAGUCUUUGUUUUCUUAAAGAAAUUCUGUUGGACUGUUUUCUACUAAUUAAUAUCCCAAAAAGGUCAAUAUAAAGAGUCUAAAUCUGCCCCCUUUUCCUCUAGAGCAGCAGUUCUCAACCUGAGGGUCUUGACCCCGUGGGGGAAGUCAAACAGCUGUUUCACAGGGGUCACUUAAGACUAUUUACAUUACAGUUCAUAACAGCAAAAUUACAGUUAUGAAGUAGCAAUGAAAAUAGCUUUGUGGUUGGUGGGUGACCACAACAUGAGAAACUGUAUUAAAGGGUCACAGCAUUGGGAAGGUUGAGAACCAUGCUCUAGAGUCAUAGACUUCCUGUCCACUGAGUGGCUCAGAAGCUCCUCCAAGCCUCAGACUUUCCUCAGUUUUCUGACUGACAGGCACUUUCCUGACUAGGCAAGGGAUCUAUAGAACGGCUGAGCAGGAACUUCGCAGCCUGUUAGUGUCUCUGGUUUGUUAUGCCCCUGCUAGGUAGGUUUGGUGACAAUACACAUCUCUUAUUUGAUGUAAAAAAAAAAAAAUGAUUUGCUCCUGUAAUUGUUUUCAGGGUGUUACUAGCCUACAUAAAUGAGCCCAUUGAAAAGGAAGAGCUUGUGAAAAUGGAUGAGGUGAUUUAGAAAUUAAAUUCACCCUUUUAACAAUGCCCUAUUAUUUUACUAUCAGGACCAGAAUUUUCACAGAUGACUGGGUCAUCGUAGUGAAGUUCAUCUAAGUUACCCUUACUGGAGUUAAGGUCCCCAUUGGUGUCUGAGGUGCUUACUUCGGUUUCUGGUGGUCUGCACUGAGCUAAGGUGACUUCCCUCCCCAUAGCUUUGCUUAUGCCCAUAGGAAACUUGGAUUCUGUGCAUUUGUCUCUGCACUGUUGCUCAGAAAGGCAGUAACACAGACACAAAUGUGUAUCUUUCUUUGUGAUUCAUUUGGAAAAGGUCAUAUUAGCAUUAAAGGUGAGAAUCAUUUUGGCCCCCCUUUAAAUUUUUCUUUAGUUCCUUUUAUUUCUUGGAUAUUUAAUUUUUACCCCCAAAUUUCUCUGACCCUUAACUUUUCCUAAACUUCCUUUAAGAAUCAAUGAACUGCAAGCAGGGAAACUAACAAAUGCUCAUCCACCUGUUUUGUAUGGUAUGGGUAUUUUUGUUUUGUUUUGUUUAUUCUUUAAACUAAGCUUGAACCAAAGUCAAUUUUUAGCAAGCUGCUGUACUAAUGAACUAGUUAUAAUGUGCAGUUCAAACACAUUGAGGAGAUAGAUGCUACUGACAAUUUCUUAUUCAUUUUUCUUGAUUAAUUUUAUGUGAAAGUUGCUGCUUGUUUUUAUCUUUUAUGUUGGUAAAUUGUAAUAUCCUCUGGGCAGACAUUACCAUGAUUUUUAGCUAGUUUGUUUAGGUCAAUGUGUAAAUAGAAUGGAUGUGUCAGUUAACAAUUUCUCUCCUCCCCAUCAGUUCUUUCUUUCCUGUGAAUUUAAUCUUUAUUUGACUUAACACUCUGACCUUAAUCUGCUCAUGAUUAUAGGGCUGUCAAUACUGUUUCUCCUCCUAGCAGAGAGACCCUCCCUUGGGAGUGAUGAAGUUAGGAGAAAGAAUUCAGGGAGAGAAAUGCUGAUUGCCCACCAUACCAGGUUAGAAGUUACAGCAUUAAUGCCCAGAAUCGCUACCAAAGUAAGUGUUGUCUCAAGGGACCUGGCCCAGGGAGUUAAAAAGGACAGAGAAAGGCUGUUUUGUUUAGUCCUAUAUGGUUAAAAGAAUCUUUCCUAAAUAAGAUUCCCCUACAGACUUUGAUUUUUUUAAAGAUGAUAUUAACUUUACAUGUCAGUCCAAUGGUUUGUCAGUCCUUCCUUUGUCUGUAGUUUCUAGUUGGUUUGAGAAAGAAAUGCUGCCUUUUUAUGUAGUUCAUUUGAGGAUAGACCUUAAAACCAGCAUAAGUGCUGUAUUGAGAAGAAAAAAAUCUUUAGAAGAAGAUAACUUUAAUUUUUCCCUCUCCUUUUUCAUACAUUCAAAAUUAAAUUGUAAAACGAAAGGUACUUUAUACAUGUGUACAUGACACACUACUAACACCUGCUGGUGGCGUUCAGUGUAGCCACCUUCAUCACCACUCUCGAUUCUCAGUCUCUGCUUUACAAACACCUCGGCUACUUUUCAGGUGAUACCAGCUUUUUUUUUAAUGAUCUCAAAUGCUUUUUAAAUUGACUGAUCUAUCUUUUAAGCUAAAGUGUUGCCUUUUAUGAGGGAGUCUAGAAACUAAAGGGGUCGUUUGAAUAAAAGGCAUUUGGUUGAGUUUCUGCAUUUCCAGAAGAAACACCAGACAGGUUAUUAUAACUCAUUAUUUCAUUUUUCUCCUCCCCCUGACAUUGAUGCAGAUUUUAUUUCAGCCCUGAAUAUUAGUUAACACAUAGUAAGCCAAAGACUGAUUUUAAAUGCAUUUUUAAGGAUACUCUAUUUGCCCAUGAUAAUGGGCCCUUCCUGGAGAGUAGUGAAUGUAAUUGUUCAAUCUGUUUUGCAAUGCAGUUUGGCAGAAACUUUAUUUAUACCCUGUGUAAAUCUGAAUGACAACAGAAGGAUCUGUAAGGCUUCUCACAGGAGCAGCAUUACUGUUCUAGGGAUCAGUAGAAUGCUCUUAGCUUGAAUGUCUGAAGUUCUGUGGGCAGCUCCUUAGAAUGAGGAAACUUCCCUUUAUCUGUUGUUAGGAAGGUCGUUACCAUCCUGUUUGUGUAACUUAUUGCUCCAGAAUAGAACCAAAGGAAUCCGGCUUUCAUCUUGUGUAGGACCAACCUAUUUAUGCUUCAUAAGCUUUAUUAGAAUUUUUUUAAAGGGACAAUAUCAAUUAAAAGAUUUUGGGUGUGAUCAUCUUGCCAGUUUGUUCUACAUCACCAUUCAUUUGUUUUAGGAAAAAAGCACAAUUAUACCUCUUUAAUAUUAUUGUGUCUAUCCUUCAAUUACUUGGGGAAAUUAUCUCUUCAUUAUCCAGAAGCACAGGAUUUUGGUUGACAGUAUUUCAGUUUAGCUUAAAUGAUAACAUUUAACUUGUUGGAAACGCCAGGUACAUUUGUAAAUAUAGGGAUAUUAUGUUAGAAAAAAAUGCUAUAGUUCACAGCCUAAGUUCUUCUCAAGCCAUGUCAUCCUCCCAAAUCUUCCUUGACCAAGAGAAAGAUGUGGUCAUUGAAAUAGAAAGGCAAAGAGACGCCCCUUCAUGUUUCUCCCAAGAUAGGAGAGAUGCUGCCAUAGUGUGCAAAGACAGUUUCCUGCUGGCAACCUGAUUUGGCCCUGGCCCUAAGGAAUUCUGAACAAUCUACCUGAGCACUUGGUAAGACAGAAGGAAGGACCUUAGCAAUUCAGCAGGAACGCUUGCUCAGAAACUUUAAAUUGGCUGCUGAAGUUGAUAAGCAUAAAGUGUACUUAAUUGGAACUGAAAACAUUCAAGAUUAUAGUGCUAAUGGGAGGGAAAUACUAAAAGACCUAAAACCCAUAAUUAUCCAAGUAGGCAGAAAUUGAUUUAGUAAUUUAUUCAUAACUGUUAUGAGUUUACUUUGAUUUGUGGGUAUGAACAGCAUUUACCAUGUUAUGUUGUUCAUAUAAAGAAAUCCCUGGCUAUUUUGAAAUCAUUUUCAGAGACUUGUAAAAAUAAGACUCUCAAUAUUAUUUUCACUUUUGAGGAGGAAAAAUAAUUCUUUGCUGUUUCUCUGAAACUAAGAGCCACUAUAGGUUUACAUGAUGGCACCCACAAUGUACACACAGGCCUGAAUAGAAAAGGCAGAAAUGAGUUGCUUUCAUUAUUAAAGGUUGAUGGAAUCUCUUUGCCUUCUCCUCCUCAUCUAUGGAGAGUUAAUGUAAUAAAGUUCUACUAGGAGGCAGGGGAGUUCGUUGGAAGUUGUCCAUCAGAUAUGGUUUGUGUCUAGAAUUUUUUCUAACCGGCAUUCUGUUCUUUAAGUAGUUCUUUAUUUUGACUUUUCUGCUCUUGGUCUUUUCUAAAAGCAGUGAGCUUGAGUGAAUCAUGUCUCAGUUCUGUGAUCUGGAUCUCUUGCCUCCUUUUCCUUCCCUUUUUCUCUUUGAGUGGUGGUACCUUAAUCUGUGAGAAUAACGCUCGUGGGUAACAGCUUCUGGCGCCUUCAUAAAAUACCUCAGCAUAGCUUAGCAUUGUUGCGAACUGGUUUUAGACGUAAAAAACCAAAUAAGUGAAAGAAAAAAAUCUUUAUAAAUAGUGGAAAUAAUUCUAGCUGUAGUAUUUAGUUGAACUAAUGUUUAUUAUGGUUGAUAAACAUGAUUGAUGCUGUAUGUAUUCGGGAUCCUGUUUAUAGGGUUGGGGGGUUGGAGUGGGAGAAAGGAGAAAUUGAUUAUGUUAGAAGGAAAAUAUUGCUCGUAUGUGUUUGUUUUUCUUUAUAUCUGUCUUGCCAAAGGAAACUUGAUAUUCCCUGUGACUGGGUGGGGGUUUGAGGCCUCUGUCAUCUGAUAUGCAGCACAGUGUGCAGAGGUGUGCGGGUGACAUGUGGGGUGUCUAGUAGGUUCAGGGUGCCCAAGGGCAGAUUUACAACCCUUCAUGUCUGUGGCUGACAUGCCCCCCCUCACCAGACCUACCAGCCUCUCCUAUUGAUCCAUUACCUCUGUACAUAGCUAAAGCCUAGGCAAAGGAAAAGUGUGUGCAUUUCCAACUGCUCAGAUGAAAAGAGACAGACGUGUGUCCACGGAGUGUGGAGAGGAGGAGGUAAGUGGUACAUCCUGAUCUAGGAAAAGUAAGGUGACGUGAGUCAGCCUGUCAUGUUAGUGAAUGCUGUGCUAGUAGUAGCCCAAUACUUUUUAAACCUUAUUUCUUUUUCUUAUUUCAAGGAUAAUUCUGUCUAGACCAAAACACAAGAAAAAUCAAGAGGUUUAAAGCUAACCGCACACUUGGCACCUGUAUUAAGGUGUGGCGUUUAAGGAUUGGUUGAUGAGAGGGAAGAAGUGCGAAACUGUGCUGGUUAAGGGAAAAUUAAAACCUUUCUGCCUCAUUCUGGGACAGACUUCCUUGACUCCCUGAGUUCUAAUACUAAUUAUAUCUCAAGAACUAUUUUUUUUGUUGUUGUUUUUUGUUUUUCGAGACAGGGUUUCUCUGCAGCUUUUUUAGAGCCUGUCCUGGAACUAGCUCUUGUAGACCAGGCUGGCCUCGAACUCACAGAGAUCCGCCUGCCUCUGCCUCCCGAGUGCUGGGGCUAAAGGCGUGCGCCACCACCGCCCGGCAAGAACUAUUUUUUUUAAUAAAUGUCCCAGCUCACAGAAUUUGAGUGGGAUUUGAUUUUGAUGCCAAAGACACUGCUGUACUGUUGCUUAUCAUUAAGCUUUCCUAAUAGUCAGAGGAUAGAGAAAAUGCUUAAGUUAGUCUCUCUUCUUCCCAUUUCCUUCACUCCUUCCUCACUUUUGGAAAGAUGUCUCAUGGGUCGUUCUUGCUUCGCAGAGAGAUUGGUUUUCUUCCUCCCUGCUGCUCUGUGGACACUACUAGAAUUGCUCAGCGUGACAUUGAUAUUCUUACUGAGCAAGAAACUUGAGGAAUGCAAAAAAAAAUAACAGUAGAAUUUUUAUUUCUCUUUAUCUAAUUCUUAGAAAUAAAACUAGUCCAUCCAACCUGUUAGAUAGCAGGUUGUUAGAUAACAGUCAAUAUUUAAUUAUGAAGAGCAGACUACAUAAAAGCCAAAUGAUGUUCUCUUACUCUCCUGUAGAGCUGUUUUGCUCUACAGUGUCUUUAAGAUAUGGCCUCUGGGAAAUUAAGAUGUUCACUGUUUAGGAAUACUAUUGAUAAACAUAGACAUGGAGAGAGAAGGAAAAAAGACAAAUGUUACUAAUGGUCCAACAAACGUGAAUGGGUUGCUAAAAUUCAUGAAAGCUUUACUUGUUAUUAUUCUGACAUUAUAUAAAAGUAGUGUUAAUGUUGUGUGACUUUUCAAAGCAUUAGGUAGGUUUAUAUGGUAAUAGAGAUAUUAAAAUAAGAGCACUUGAAACAAAUGCUGUGGGAAAACAAUGUGCAUCAUGAACAUCAUUUCGACUGUGAAAGUGAAGCUCCAGGAUUCAGGGAGGGAAGCCGUUUAUGAUUCUUCUGCAUCCCUGAGUCUGCCCACACCGUACAGGACUCCACCACCCUUGCCACCUUCUGGUUUAAACCCAGGACACUGUCAGAAAGUUAAGAACCCCAGACUAAUUUACUGGGGAAAGGGAGAAGCUGAGGUCUGUAACAUUUUCCCUUGUUUUCUUUACUUGUUCAUCACUGUUUAAUGUAACCACAACCUCACAAAAGCAGCUCGGAGCUUCUCUCCUACAAAUUGCCAGUGGUAGUGAUCUCCAUCGCUGUAUCCCAAGGUCUGCAGGCAGACAAGACAGCUGGCUACAGUGCUGUUUUAACAAGGAAGCAUCUGCAUGGAAGCUCCUUAUGUGAUCUCGUUGCAUAAAAACGGUCAGUGCCCAUCCAGCCCUGAGAGUGUCUCAGGUCUGAAAAGUAAUGGCAGAAACAAAAUGCACUUUCCCACACUGGUGUGACUGUCUCUCUUAGAAGCACUGUGCUAGGGUGGUUGGGGGCGGUGUGUCUUGGGUUCCAUUCCUACAUGAGUCUGCAGAAGGCACAUGUUUUAUAAGGAUAAAGUAAACUAGUUAGUGCUAGCCUGGUUAGGUAUAAAAUUGCAAACGUGGGGAUGGCUUGUUUGCCAAGUCUGUGACAAUAUUACAACAUUGGCUUCAUAUGAUAUAAAUGAUAAAUGGUGUCUCCUAAGACCAGAUGGUGAGAGAAAGACUUCCUUCUUCCCACUCCUUACCUCUGCUUCCAUGGGAAUGUGUGCAUUACUCAGUCCACAGGAGGACUCACUGGGGGAGGUACGUCUUCCCAGAGUGGACCUCAGUCACUCCUCUUCUCUGUGGUAGUAGUGAAGGCUAGGUGAGUAAGUGUGGGGUUUUUGCCCACCAGUUGUGCAGGAGCUGUCGUAUACCUCAUUUCUAACUCGUGACUAAGUAACUUGCUUUAAGUUCCUCUCGACCCUACAGAGUUGCCAAGUCUGCCCUCCCUCUUCUCAGCAACAUUGAACUCUGGCCUAUAGCAUCAUAAGACCUGUCGCCUAGGGUGGGAUGAGCCCUGCCCCUAAGCCUCUGAAUGUCUCUGUUUUGAAGCUACUACAAACUGGGGGCAAAUUGCAAUCUCCGGUUUGUUUUGUUGUCAGGGAUCUUCACAGGUCUCCUAUCUUGCCCCCACUACCUUGCCUUCAAAGACUGCCAGCUCUCCCCCGCAUCUGCCCCAUAUUUCCAACUGCUAGACACACAGCAGCUUCUGUCCUUGGCCUUUUCCAAGUGGGGUCACGGCUGACCCUUCCCCUCUGAACAUUGGGGUUCUGCUCAUUGCCAAGACUUGGUAGAAAGGACACCCAGAGGUUCAUUUAAGCUGACUGCCGCAUACACAUUUCUCUUGUUUCCUGUGUGACAUGACCAAAAACAAAAAAACAACCAAAUAUUUAAGUUUAUUGUUAAUAUUAUUAUAAUUAUUAUUAUUAUUAUUUGACAAUCUUAUAUCCAAUGGGCUUUUUGGAAGCUGCAUUCCUGGCCCUUUCAACCUUUUCUUUGAAUGUAGUUCUCAACUUUUAAUCCCCACUCCCAAAGUUGGGGAUAAAUAAGAAGCUUAACCAGGUCAGGUCAUAACACUGCUGCUAUAAGCCAGGGGAGGGUGGUUUCUUUGUUUUGUUUUUCCAUUUCCAGCCAAAACCAAAGAUUUCUUAAUGAUUGUAUAAACUCAAAACAAACAAAAAAACCAAAGAAAAGGGAAGUCUUCAGCCUCAAUCCAGUCUGUGGCGUCCUGGCACUUGGAGACAUGCCCAAGGGCAGGUAGAGACACCUCUGACCAGCUCAAAAGGGCAAGCAAGCCUUUUUUUCCAAGUUGAGAGUUUUGUUCGGGUGCCUGCUCAGUAGUUUUGACUCUUCCCAGCUGUGAGCAGAACAUGCAUGAAAAUUAUUGGCACAUGAAAUUUUCCAAAGCCAAAGCCAAAACCCCAUCCCCACAACCCAUCUGACAACAACCAGGGUCAUCACCAGAGCUUAGCACAAGGCCUUAGAGCUGGGAGCUGCUACAUGAUGGCCACCACUCCACAGAAUGGGGACGCUGAAGACACAGGCACAGGAUUGGCUGCUCUGCUGGGUGCUUUCACCUCUGGGGCUGGGUUUACACACCCAAGGAGCCCUUCUGAGCCUUCUUUCUCUUUUCUUUACUGGAACUGCUUGGAAGUGGCUGUCCCGUUUGUGAGGAAACAUACAGAGCGAUUAUCAAACUUUUUCUUUUCUUGUUUGUAGUUUUGUUUCCUUUUGCAGCACCACUGUGCAACUAUGCAUUGUAUUUCAUAACCUUUGUGCUAGGUAGACGCCUGUGACUUUUUA
Molecule: messenger RNA, 11907 nt
Organism: Arvicola amphibius (Eurasian water vole)
Lineage: Eukaryota; Metazoa; Chordata; Mammalia; Rodentia; Cricetidae
Gene: Pou2f1
Product: POU class 2 homeobox 1
Biological process (GO): regulation of transcription by RNA polymerase II
Cellular component (GO): nucleus
Molecular function (GO): RNA polymerase II cis-regulatory region sequence-specific DNA binding; DNA-binding transcription factor activity, RNA polymerase II-specific
Source: RefSeq, a predicted model, not a curated record